CAAUCAGCGUCUGCUUUCUCUCAGCAAAACCAUCUGAUCAUUUGGUGUUUAGAUGAUUAUGGAAUUUACGAGUGAGAAUUUUUCGAUGGCUGGUCAUCAGUCGAAGGGGAAUGAGUACUACAUGGGAGCAGGAGAGACUCUGGAGCAAGUUAUGGAAAGCAUGGAGGGAGGACCGUUCUAUAGCAAGAACUCUUCCAAACGCAUUCAAGCCUUCAUCAAUAUGGAAAGCAGCGAGCAACACGAGAGCGUUGGGAAAGCAACUCUUCACGGAGAAAGUGCCAAUGUAAAUUAUGGGGUUUCCAAACCAAUGGGUCAGCCUCUGUGCACGGACCUGUCAAGACCCAUCGAAAACUAUUGCAACAUGAAGGUUUCUCCUCCCAAAGGGCUGGAGGAGAAACACGGUAUGGAUCAGACAGCUGACAAGAGCGACUCGAAUGUCUCCAGUACAAAGAAGCGAAGGAACAGGACCACUUUCACCAGUUUACAGCUGGAGGAGCUGGAGAAGGUGUUCCAGAAAACCCACUACCCAGAUGUGUAUGCCCGGGAACAGCUGGCUCUGCGCACAGAGCUCACCGAGGCCAGAGUGCAGGUUUGGUUUCAAAACAGAAGAGCAAAAUGGAGAAAGAGGGAGCGUUAUGGACAAUUACAACAAGCCAGGAGCCACUUUGCAACCUCUUAUGAUGUUUCUCUUUUACCCAGGACAGAGAGUUACUCACAGCUGCAGAACAGUUUGUGGGCAGGAAAUAACUCCACAGCCUCAUCGGUUUCAUCUUGUGUUUUACCACGCGAAACAUCUCCCUGUAUGACGCCCUAUCCACACUCUCACAGAAAUGGCAGUGCCUACAUGGGGAUGUCUAAUCAUCAAAAUCAGUUCAGUCAAGUUGCUCUGAACAACCUCUUCAAUGACUCUGCACAUUCGGGCUCACCCGACGGACAUGCAUUUGAGGCGAGGCCCGAGUGCGAACGGAGAUCAUCAAGUAUCGCUGUUCUUCGAAUGAAAGCCAAGGAACACACUGCUAACAUAUCUUGGGCCAUGUAAUUGGAGCUCAGUGAAAACAUGAGACAAACCAUCCGUCGACAUUGUUCCUGUGCCUUGUUUUGGGGGAAAAUAAGCUGCUACAUACACCUGCAAACAGAAAAUCAUCAUAACCACAUGGAUGAGAGUAAUGUGCAGGUCAUUUUGUGCUUGGCAACUUUGUUUAGAAUAGAGAGAACCCAGAACUGAAACUC
Messenger RNA from Callorhinchus milii (elephant shark), 1230 nucleotides. RefSeq names its product ALX homeobox 1 (gene alx1). Gene Ontology annotation, molecular function: DNA-binding transcription activator activity, RNA polymerase II-specific; RNA polymerase II transcription regulatory region sequence-specific DNA binding. Lineage: Eukaryota; Metazoa; Chordata; Chondrichthyes; Chimaeriformes; Callorhinchidae. The transcript is spliced from 4 exons. The record is from RefSeq and is a predicted model, not a curated record. Bases 53 to 1039 code for a protein of 328 amino acids. Gene Ontology annotation, biological process: embryonic skeletal system morphogenesis; positive regulation of transcription by RNA polymerase II; negative regulation of DNA-templated transcription.